Cheilinus undulatus (humphead wrasse) is the source of this 1531-nucleotide messenger RNA. Its product is annotated as zinc finger protein OZF-like. The transcript is spliced from 2 exons. Bases 35 to 1312 code for a protein of 425 amino acids. The record is from RefSeq and is a predicted model, not a curated record. NCBI's taxonomy places the organism in Eukaryota, Metazoa, Chordata, Actinopteri, Labriformes, Labridae.
AACUGAACUUAGGAUCUCCUUAUUUGAUUCUUGGAUGUUUUUGAAAUCUCCAGGUUUCAGGAUCUGUCAGCUUUUCCAGGAGGUCCAGCUGCUUUCAGUGUGUAAAGAAGAGGUUUCCCUUGUUCACAUGGAGAUGAACUCCAGUCUAAGCCAGGAUGUUAUCAAGCCUCUCCACAUCAAAGUGGAACCAGAGGAAAUAUGGAGCAGUCAGGAGGGAGAGCAGCUUCCCGGGCCAGAGAAUGCUAAUAAAAUCAAGUUCACUUUUGUCCCUGUUCCUGUGAAGAGUGAAGAAGAUGAGAAACCUCAGUCCACACAUCUUUAUCAGAGACAGCCUGAACUUGUGGAAACAGGAGAGUACUGUAGUGAACCUGGAGUAUCCAGGAGCCCUGAUUCAGAGAAAUAUUUACAAUUAGAGACUGAGAUCAUGAGUGAGGACUUCUCUGGGACUGAGACUGAUGACAGUAAUGACUGGAGUGAGAAAACAGAACACCAGGCAGGUUCAAAUUCAGUGGUGAAACACCCAAAUAAGAGUAGAAAAAGAGAUGAGAAACCACACUGCUGCUCUGUGUGUGGUAAAAGAUUUAAUCAUAAAGGUCAUCUUAGAGAUCACAUGAGAAUUCACACUGGAGAGAAACCCUACAGCUGCUCUGAAUGUGGUCAAGGAUUUAAACUCAAUGUAAAUCUAAAAAGACAUAUGGGAAUUCACACAGGAACAAAGCCCUUCAGCUGUCCUGAGUGUGGUAAAGGAUUUAACCAAAAACAACAUGUUAUUAAUCAUAUGGUAAUUCACACUGGAGAGAAACCCUUCAGCUGUUCAGAGUGUGGUAAGAGUUUUUCCUGGCAAUCAAUUUUGGCAAAGCAUGUGAAAAUUCAUGUCAAGGAAAAAGCUAUUGGACAGUCUGAGUGUGAAGAAAGAUUGAACCAGGACAAGCACAUGUUGGUUAAUACUGUACAGAAGCUCUUUAGAUGCUCUGAGUGUGGUCAAAGUUUUCACCGUAAAGGUAAUCUGACCACACACACGAGAACUCAUUCAGGAGAGAAACCAUUUCGAUGCUCUGAGUGUGGUAAAACAUUUAGCCACAGAAGUAAUCUGGUCACACACAGGAGAACGCAUUCAGGAGAGAAACCCUUCAGCUGUUCUGAGUGUGGUAAAAAAUUUAGCCAACAACAUCACGUUACAUAUCAUAUGAGGCAUCACACAGGAGAUAAACCCUUCAGCUGCUUUGAAUGUGGAAAAAGUUUUACCCUCAAUGGAAAUCUGACCAGACACAUGUUUUGUUCACAUGCAAGUGAAACUCAUCAGCUCAACUAAGUACAGGAAAAGAUUUUGCCCUGAUAAUCGAGUGAUAAAAACACACAACGUAGAGAAACCCGCCAGUUGCUUUGAGUGUGAAAAAAUAUUUAUUGUUAAAAGCACUUUAUCCAAACACAGGAGAACUCAUACAGGAGUAAAACCCUUUGACUGCUCUGAGUGUGGUCAAGGAUUUACUCUGCAUAAAAAUGGGGUCUGCCACAAGACAGAAACUCCCCA